GGCGGCGCUUUGUGUGCGGCGGCGGCGGGCGCGCGGCGAGCGGCGGUGCGGGAGCGGCGGCGCCGCGGAGGGACGCGCGGGCGCGGCAGCAUGGAGGAGCUGAGCAGCGUGGGCGAGCAGGUCUUCGCCGCCGAGUGCAUCCUGAGCAAGCGGCUCCGCAAGGGCAAGCUGGAGUACCUGGUCAAGUGGCGCGGCUGGUCGUCCAAGCACAACAGCUGGGAGCCCGAGGAGAACAUCCUGGACCCGCGGCUGCUCCUGGCCUUCCAGAAGAAGGAGCAGGAGAAGGAGGUUCAGAACCGGAAGAAAGGCAAGCGGCCCCGGGGCCGGCCGAGGAAGCUCACGGUGAUGUCCUCCUGCAGCCGCCACUCCAAGCUCAAGGAGCCGGACACCUCCUCCAAGUGCAAGUCCAGCAGCUCCUCCUCCUCCUCCACGUCGUCCUCCUCGUCCUCCGACGAAGAGGGGGACAGCGACCUGGACGCCGAGAGGGGCCCCCGCGGCCGGGAGACGCACCCGGUGCCGCAGAAGAAGGCGCAGAUCCUGGUGGCCAAGCCCGAGCUGAAGGACCCCGUCCGGAAGAAGCGCGGCCGCAAGCCGCUGCCCCCCGAGCAGAAGGCGGCCCGGAGGCCCGUGAACCUGGCCCGGGUGCUCAAGACCGCCAGGAAGGACCUGGGGGCGCCCGCCGGCAAGCUGCCGCCUCCGCUCAGCGCCCCCGUGGCCGGCCUGGCGGCCCUGAAGGCCCACGCCAAGGAGGCCUGCGGCGGCCCCAGCAGCCUGGCCACCCCCGAGAGCCUGGCCAGCCUGAUGAAGGGCAUGGCCGGCAGCCCCAGCCGCGGCGGCAUCAGCUGGCAGAGCUCCAUCGUGCACUACAUGAACCGCGUGAGCCAGAGCCAGGCCCAGGCCGCCGGCCGGCUGGCACUCAAGGCCCAGGCCGCCAGCAAGUGUGGCCUCGGGCUGGACCUCAAGGUGAGGACGCAGAAGGGCGAGCUGGGGUUCAGCCCCCCGGGAAGCAAACUCCCAAAGGCCCCUGGCAGUGGGGCGAUGGAGCCGAAAGGAGGGGCCGGGGGGGCCCCCCACGCCCACAGCGGCAGCAAGGCCCCUGCCGGUUGCCUGGGCCCCCAGCCUGCGCCCACCCAGGAGCUGAGCCUCCAGGUCUUGGACUUACAGAGCGUCAAGAACGGCAUGCCGGGGGUGGGCAUGGGCGCCCGCCACGCCGCGGCCGCCAAGGGUGUCCCUGCCACGGUGCCCGGCACUGGGAAGGGCGCCGGGGCUGGCGCCACCGGGGGCAGCGGGGCCGGCAUGCUGGCUGACACCGGCAAGGGCGAGAAGCUGGCCGCCCGGGCCGCUGCUGUGCCCGCCCCGGCGGGGAAGAGGGACUGCGGCAAGGGCGGCGCGGCCCCCGGCGGGCAGGAGGGGCCCGGGGCCCUGGGGAAAGCGGCCGCGCUGUCCGAGAUGAGCACCGGCGAGGAGAACAGCAGCUCCGACUCGGACCCGGACCCGGACCCGGCCUCACUGCCCGGCGCCAAGCAGAACCUGUCCUUGUCGGUGCAGACCAGCCAGGACUGGAAGCCCACCCGCAGCCUCAUCGAGCACGUCUUCGUCACGGACGUGACCGCCAACCUCGUCACCGUCACCGUGAAGGAGUCCCCCACCAGCGUGGGCUUCUUCAGCCUGCGGCACUACUGACCGUGGCCGCCGCCGCCGCCGCCUCCGGCCUGGCUCCCGUGGUGGCCACGCCAGGCCGCUCCGGGGCGGGCAGACGGGCCGGCCGUACCUCGAUGCCUUGCCGGGGCCCGCCCGCCCCGUUCCUACCUCGGCCUUCACUUCCCUUCGGCCUCAGGAAGUCUGGGCACACCUGCAGCUCGAGCCAAAUCUCCGAACCGCCUCCCGGCUGCUGACGGCUCCGCUUCCCCGGGCACCGAUGUUCCAGGAGGAGCUUCUGGGCCAGCGUGGCUGGUGGGGGGCAGGGCCUGGAGGACCACACCAGGCAGGCAGACCAAGAUGGGGUGGGGCAGGGGCCUUGCUGCCAGAACCCCCUCCCCCCCAACUGUGCCUGAGCUGUCAGGGUGAGGGGGCGUCAUCUCUCUGUCACUGUCCUCUCCCCUCAUAGCUGAGGGCUGUGGCCUUGAUGUAAAGGACAGGUCUUGGGGGGUGGGAGAGGCAGGGACCCUGAGAGGCUGGUUUGGGGCCAUCUAACUGGGGGCCGGCUCCGCUGGGCUAGUCCCUGAGCUGCUGCACCUGAGAAGCCAGCCUCUGGGUUUUGGGGGCAGGAGGAGAGGGUGCCUGCCUUCCUGCCAUCUGUGCCAGGACCACCCGUCGUUCUCUCAGCCCCACACACUGCCCGGGCCUGCUGGCUGUGCGGGAGCCUUGCCACGUCUCCCCAUGGAGAAGCCCACCGUCCCUGACAAUCCCCCCCACCUCUGGGCCCGUGUCCUUCCCCGUGGAGACACUGCCUGCCUGCCUGCGCGUUUGGGAAGCUGGACAGAACCAGAGUGGCCCGCCAGACGGAGGCCGGGGGCCACAGCGGGAGCUGCCCUGUGUGGAUUCCCACCCACCAUGCAAUGGGUGUCCUGGGCGCAGGGGAGAGGUGGGCCAGCUGGGGUGCCACUGGGCCUGUAAUGCCAAAAACGGGGCCUUGGGGGACUCCAGUUUUAUUUCUGUGAUUGAUUAUGGCAGCCUCCACCCCUCCCCCACUCCCAGCCCCGCCCUCCAUGCCAAAUAGGAACAGGGCUUCGUUGUAGCCAAAUCUGAACCGAGUGCCUUUGGGGACAGCCUGUGUCCAGGACCCCUUGAGGGGUCUCCACAGGAUACUGGGGCUCCAACAUGGCAUCCCCACCAGCAGCUGCGGGCAUGGUGCCGCCUUGGCAGCCAAAGACUAGUAGGAGUCCCCACCUGCCAGGCUGAAUCUGGGAAGUGGGCAGUGAAGGGAGACCUGCCCCCUGUGCACCCAGGCAGGGGGAAGUAGUCCCAGCAUGGACUGGGGCUCUGGCUGCAGCCCCCUCCUGUCCCCGGGGUGAUCACAGGGGUUCACCCUCCCCCCCAGAGGAGCUGAUGCCUCCAAGUUCUGCAGCUGCUCCACCUGGUCCUGCUGCCGCCCCUCUGAGCUCACGGGCACCGGCAGCCAGGCCUCCGGUCCCAACGCGGUGCCUUUACCAGCUCUCUCGAUCCCAAAGUUUGAUCUGUAAACGCCUUGCUCCCAGCCUCUGCCUUGCUGGGUGGUGUGUGUGUCUGGGUUCUGUGACCCUAACUGUGUGUGUGUGAUUGGGCCCAGGUGCUCUGAGCUGGUCGCCAUGUUUACCAGUUAAUAAAGCCCUCCUGUUUUAUUUGCUGCUUGUGUGUGUGUGUAGGUGGGUGGGUGCAUCUAGGCACCGGUCGCACGUCCAACGUGGCAUUGCCUUGUUCCGCAGGGGCCCCUGCCACACAGCAGUGAGCCGUUGUAUGUGUUCUGUCCUGUCUCGGCUUCUGGGAGUGGGUGGGAGGAAGAAGCCGGCCUGCCCUCCUCCAGGGGGUUGGCAUAUUUUUAUACCUAUAUUUUUGGUACCAAAAAGAAGGCUCCUGUUUUGGUUACACUCAAAACUCUGACCUGACUUCAGGGGGCUGGGGCCUCGCUAGAGGUCUCAUUGGGGGGAACUUUGGGGAAAGACCAGCGCUGUGGGCCGGUGCCAAUCCCUGGCUUGAUUUGUGUUAAUUAAAAGAAAAAGCCAAAUUGUUUGUGUAUACCACUUUUAAUUGCUUUCUUAAGAGAACAAAACUGGGUAUGUUACUUCCCUGGGAAACCUAGGUCUUUGCUGAAACAGGACAGCAGCCCAGCCCCCAAAUUCAAACAGGACCAACCAGCUAAAGGGAACACCUCCCCCAGAAAGCCCACCAGGGUUUGCUGGGCAGAGUGAGAGCUAGGGGAAAAUAGUGCCUCGAUUGCCAGGUUUCUGCUCACAUGCAUCUGAAAAUUCUGUGCAUUUUCUAGUAUUUUUGGGAAACAACACUAGCCAUAGGUUGUAGGGUUUUUUUCAGACGGAUGUUAAUUUAUUCAGCAGGGGGAAGACAGCCAAUGUGUCAGACCUUUGCCUUUUCACUUAGUAUAUCAAUAAUUUUUUAAUUACC
Molecule: messenger RNA, 4098 nt
Organism: Pipistrellus kuhlii (Kuhl's pipistrelle)
Lineage: Eukaryota; Metazoa; Chordata; Mammalia; Chiroptera; Vespertilionidae
Gene: CBX2
Product: chromobox 2
Exons: 5
Coding region: 91-1683 (530 amino acids)
Biological process (GO): negative regulation of transcription by RNA polymerase II
Cellular component (GO): PRC1 complex; heterochromatin
Source: RefSeq, a predicted model, not a curated record